AUGAUGGAAGUCCAACAACCCCAACAGUUCGACUGGGCUCAUGACGCCUUUACUACCCUCAACGACCCGAGCAUGCCGCUGAAGCCUGAGAAGUGGGCAUCCAUGCAGAACAAUGCCUUCAGUAUCCCGCCUUCUCUCCUCACUCAAGCUUCAAUUGAGCGCUUCGGUCAGAUCACUCCACCAGAGGAUUCGCCAAUCAAAUCCCCUCUUCAAAGUGCACGGGAGAGCUCCAUUCCUGUGGAACAACUGCAGAAUGAGGCGCCCUGGUUGCAGCAGUCUCCUCCACAGCAACAGGACCACACAGAGCCAUCACCCAAGCGCCGUCGUACCAGUCGGCAGACAGCAGCCAGCCAAGCUCAGUCGAAUGACGGCGCCCCGCCUCAGCACGAGAACGUCGACCCGCAGCCGCCUAAGCGGAAGCGGGGCAGACCCAAGUCGCAACCCCAAAUGAUCGAGGCCUUCACUGCCGACGGCUUUCCGUUCCAAGUCUCCUCCGCUCGCCAGUCACAUCUCGAGAAGAAUCGCGUCGCUGCACACAAGUGCCGGCAACGGAAGAAGGAGUACAUCAAUGGUCUUGAAGACCGUGCCCGAGAGUUCUCAUCCAAGAACAAGGCACUGAAGGAGAAUGUAGCCAUGCUGCGCGAGGAGGUGCUAGAAUUGAAGAAUGAGGUCUUGCGACACGCUGGCUGUGGGUUCUGGGCGGUCGAUGAAUACCUUGCGCGAUGUGCAGGUGAUCUCCUGGGAAUGGAGGUGCCAAUGCAAACGGGAGGAAGAUCGAUGAACCAGACGAGCCCAUUGAUGAUGGACACCCAACAAUACAUGAACCAGCGGCACAACAGCUACGGCUCUGUCAACAGCAGUGUCACCGAGGCAUCGAGCGCAAACCUCAACGAUGAUUUCGGCGGCCUCGAGCUACUGCGCGACUACGAGGAGGAAGACAUUGAAGACAACCAAUGA
Molecule: messenger RNA, 957 nt
Organism: Parastagonospora nodorum SN15
Lineage: Eukaryota; Fungi; Ascomycota; Dothideomycetes; Pleosporales; Phaeosphaeriaceae
Exons: 1
Coding region: 1-957 (318 amino acids)
Biological process (GO): regulation of transcription by RNA polymerase II
Molecular function (GO): DNA-binding transcription factor activity, RNA polymerase II-specific; RNA polymerase II cis-regulatory region sequence-specific DNA binding
Source: RefSeq, a predicted model, not a curated record